AAUAGCGCUCGUUUUGGAAGUUUUGUUCAUCAGCUGACUUUCGGUAAAGAUGGUGACCUGCGCUGUUAACUGAUAACAUGUAGUAUUUAGUACUUUGCUUUCCGCAUAAUAACUGUGAAAGACGAACUGUUUAAUGAAAGUUGAUACUAAUAUUGGGUUCACCCAACUUCCUGAAAUUCUGUGCAGUUAAAUAUUUAAUCUUCGUGACAAAACUGUAUUGCAUUUGUCCCAACCAUGAUAAGCUUAGGAGCUUACGAAUAUAAUCCAGCAGACGUUCUGGGUAAUGGGGCAUUCGCCAUUGUGUAUAAAGGAAGAGUUAGAAACAAUCCAGAUGAACUCGUUGCAAUAAAAAUUAUGUUGAAAGACCAGAAUGUCUUAAAAUCAAAGACGCUUCUUAGCAAGGAAAUAUGUGUUCUGAAGGACCUAAAUCAUGAAAACAUUGUACGACUUUAUGAUCAUAGCGUAUCUAGCAAUGGAGUAUAUUUAGUGAUGGAGUAUUGUAAUGGUGGUGAUCUCUCUGAAUAUCUACAAGCCAAGCGCACCUUACCGGAAGAUACAAUCCGUCACUUUCUGAUACAAAUCGGUUCAGCUAUGGACGCUAUGAACAGGAAAGGUUUCAUGCACAGAGAUUUAAAACCGGGUAAUAUCUUGCUCAGUCACUGCAGGGACUGUGGUAAACAUGUUACAGCCAUUCCUGGUUACCUUCUCUCCUUCAAGCUAGCUGACUUCGGAUUCGCAAGGUUCUUACAAGAUGGAAUGAUGGCGGUGACGAUGUGUGGAUCACCAAUGUACAUGGCUCCUGAAGUGUUGAUGUGUCGUAAAUAUGAUGCAGUUGCAGAUAUAUGGAGUAUGGGUAUUAUUGUUUACCAGUGUUUAACUGGUAAAGCCCCGUUUUAUGCUAAUACACCGGAGGCAUUGAAAAAUAUUUACGAGAAGACAGCUUGUCUUAGACCAAAAAUUCCUGUCACAACUAGCAAAGCACUACAAGAUUUACUGUUGAAAAUGCUUAAUCGUAAACCAUCAGAAAGAAUUGAUUUUCAGAGUUUUCUCAACCAUCGAUUUCUGCAUCAACGUCAUAUUGAACCUAGAGGACGAAGAGCUGGUUCUGGUCCAGAAUCGUCGACACCACGAUCAUCGUCUAUUGCGCCUACACUGCCUAGUCGUAAUCGACCACCAGUACGUGGUUCUGGAAUUACAGUCCUCGGUCAUGGCACUGGUGAUGGUCCGUAUUAUUUAACUCCACAAGAUGCUAAUCGUGCAAGGGAUAAAACACCACAAGGCAAACCGUCAGCUAACAACAGUACUAAUGAUAAUCGUGAAUGGAACAAUCCAUCGAAUUGGAAUACAAAUACUACACCUGUAAAAUCACAGUUAAGAAAAACUUCAUCUCCAUCAACCCCAACUGAUUUUGAUGCGUAUUAUUCAUCACAUCAAACUGGAGGUCAUAAUCUACCACCAGUGCCGCCUAACUAUCCUGAUGAUAAUGACGAUGUUGAUGUCGAUGUUGACGGUGAUGACGGGGGUAAUGUUGGCUAUGGUUUAGAUGAUAUUGACGAUGAAAUGACUAAAACAACUGUGGAUGAAUAUAUUGAAGAUGAUUUAGACGCGUCAAGUUCAUCACCACCAAAUGAUCAUAAUAAUAUUAAUAAUAUUAAUAAUCUACCUAGAAUGAUACCAACAUCUUCAAUGAAACCACAUGAUCCUCAGCCUCAUCUUCAUCAACGUUCUAGUCCUAAUCAACAGCAGUAUGCAUCGAAUAAUUAUCGACAUAGUGGAGGUGUUAUAGAUCCUCAUCAUUAUCAACAACAGCAACCGCAGCAGCACCACCAACAACAGCAGCCACAACAGCAACACCAAAGACAAACUGCCUAUAGAGGUUGUUCUAGACUGGAUCAACGUGGUGUAUUUAUGAAUACAGCAGAGAUGGAAUAUGGUGAGCCACCGUUUGAAGAUUAUGUUAUUGUUAAUUCAGAUGGUUCAGAAGUACAACGUGUUGAUCGUGAACGAUUCCGUCAACAACAACAACAAGGCCAUUUAAUGAAUGAUCAUCCAGGAUCACAGAUAAGUAAUAUCAGUAGAAUUGUUCGAAAUCCAGCAUCGUAUCUUACAAAUACUACCAAUGUUCAAAGAAGAGGUAUACCAGAUAUGGGACCACUUCCAGAUGUAACUGCUGGUACAACUGUAACUGAUGCACGAUAUCGUCAAGGCACAGAUGACAGUCAUAAUAACACGUGUGAAAUUCCUUCAAACAUGGGCAAUAUUAAUAAUAGCAGUAAUAAAUUAGCAGACAGAUAUCAUCAUCCGGCACCAAUGGAUUCUCGUUGUUCUCCUACCAAUCAUAAAUAUGCCACUCGGCCUAUAUCAGAACCGAUAAGAGGAUCAAAUGAUUAUGGAAAAGAGAAGUUUCUUGGAGGUCAAAUCACUGAAGGACACUUCGCUGGGAUCUCACAACCUCCUGUUUUGGAACCUAAAAUAUCCUAUAUGGAACCUGUGAUAAGUAAUGUCACUCUUGGUACAACUGGAGCUCCACUACGUCAACUUAAUUAUCAGGCUAAUGCUAGACAACAACUGGUUCAUCAUCCAUCAGGUUUUCAGGCUAUGACUACUGUUCAAGGCGGAGAUGUUGUCUAUCCUGUUGUCAAUAAUCCUAAUUUUGCUACCGGUAGAAAUUUCGAAAAUGACUUCACGUCUGGUGGUGGUGGCUUAUGGGAAGCUGCUGAAUUCUCAGAUGAAAUUUUAAUGGAGCCUGAACACAAUGAAGAAAUUAAAAAGAUAACAAUGGUGUUAGAAUUAUGCGAAUUACUAGCUGAAUUAGCUGAACGUCGAGCAUCAGCACUAGCCGACUGUACGCCAACGCGUGUUGUCACUACUACUCCUACUACUACUCCAACCACUGAAGACGGGACUGCUACUACUCCUACUAACAUAGAUCCUUCUAAUCAUGAAUCCAUACCAAUGAAUUCAGAUAAUCUACAAGAGGAUAAAUCAUCGAUAAAUGGAAGAUCUGAAGGCAACAACAAUCCCUGUCUUGAUGGUGAGCAUACUGGUGACAAUGGACAGUCAGAAAUGAAUAAAACGUCAACUGCACUUAAAUUUGUUUCUGAAGCUCAAAGAAUUGUUGAACAAAUUGUACUCUAUCGACGAGUUCUUUACUAUUUGGAGUAUGUAUUUGAUCAAGUGAAAAAAGCUUUUCAAAAUGGUCGAUUAAAAUCCACGGCGACUGCACGAAGACGUUUGAUCGACUGUAAUACCCUGUAUCAUCGUUGUUAUAUACGAUUACGACAAUUGGCUAGACAAUCGCAUCGUGAAGAUCUGAUUGAACCAGUUGGUAGACUUUUAGCGAAUAUUACCGCCAAUCGUCUUAUCUUUCAGUAUGCAUUGGAUCAGUGUUAUGCCGCUGAAAUGGAUGAAUAUAUUGGUGAAAUUGCAUUGUCUCUUCAAAGAUACAAAGCUGGCAUCACCCUGAUCCAUGGUCUAUGUCAACAUGCUAAAUCACAAAGAGAUAAAACCCUAUUGGCUGAUUGUAUGCGCCUGUUAAGAGAUCGUUAUGCUUGUUUAUGGUCAACUGCUACAAAACCGAAUCCACAAACUGAUAGAACACCAACCUUAUGUCCAAAUAAUCCUACAAAUCUCCUAAUUCCUGACGCUGUUGCUGCUGCUGGUGGUAUGCCUAAUCGUUGUUUCAAUGAAUCACCUGGAACAGUCAAUUUUGGUAUAUCUGGUGGUGCAGCAACUAUGACUAAUGGUGGCACACCAAUGCCGGCAUCACCUUUACGCUGAUGUUAUUAUUAUUACUAUUAUUAUUCCUCACAGUACAUUGUAUAAUUUCGUGGUAUAUUUCAUUUUCGUUCAGAGUCUCUAAUUUAGUGGUGUUUUGCUUUUGUGUUUUUUUUUCAACACUUUCAUCUCGCUUUGUCUUAUUCCAUCCUUGCAUAUUUGCAUAGUAGAAAG
Trichobilharzia szidati is the source of this 3951-nucleotide messenger RNA. Lineage: Eukaryota; Metazoa; Platyhelminthes; Trematoda; Strigeidida; Schistosomatidae. The record is from the annotation of a GenBank genome assembly.